This is a messenger RNA of Saccostrea cuccullata (small rock oyster), 1814 nucleotides long. Its product is annotated as metallophosphoesterase MPPED2-like. The coding region runs from base 200 to 1096 and encodes 298 amino acids. Gene Ontology annotation, molecular function: hydrolase activity. The transcript has 6 exons. Lineage: Eukaryota; Metazoa; Mollusca; Bivalvia; Ostreida; Ostreidae. The record is from RefSeq and is a predicted model, not a curated record.
AGCAUAUACGUAUAACACGAAGUAAACAACAACUAGAAGUUGAUACUAUUUGUAGCUAUGACAAGAAACGUAAAUUGCAGACAUUCUUGUUUCUGCCUGGACUUGUAAAAAUAGAAAAUGAAAACUUGGAAAACCAGAUGAAACAAGGAAAUCUUGUUAUGAAUUGGUAACAGCUUUUUUAUAUGGGGAAGGAAUCUAAAUGAUGUCAGGCAGUGAAGAAAUAACGGUUGACAAAGACACAGCAAAUCCAACAAAGGCCUGGGAGAGAAUUCGGAUCCACCAGCAGCACAUCCGAUGUCCCCACCCAGACCCGGUCACCCCUGUCACCCCCGACAAGAUCAGGUUUGUCUGUAUCUCUGACACCCACGGGAAGAUUGAGAGGUCAGGGUUACGUAUGCCUGCAGGAGACGUGCUUCUUCAUGCUGGGGACUUCACAAUGAGAGGAAAUCUUACAGAGAUAGAGAAAUUUAACUCCUACUUAGGUUCUCUGCCAUACCAACUAAAGAUCCUUGUAGCUGGAAACCAUGAUUUAACUUUGGAUGAAGAGCUCAGUGAUUCAACUCUGUUGUCAUUUGGAUUGCGAAAAUCUGAGAUAGAGUCUUACCUUAAAGCCAGGGGACUUAAAUCUGUCAGCAAAAUGUUAACAAAUGCCAUCUAUCUCCUAGAUUCUUCAGUCAGUAUUUGUGGGAUCAAGGUCUAUGGUGCACCCUGGUCACCAAAGCACUUCAAGGGAAUGGCUUUUCAGCCGCGUAGGGGAGCAGGAUUAAAGAAAUGUUGGGACAAAAUACCAGAAAAUACUGAUAUUUUAAUGACCCAUACCCCUCCUUGUGGACAUGGGGACCUGACCGGUGGUAACAAUAAUGUAGGCUGUGUGGAGCUCCUCAAUACAGUACAGAAACGUGUCAAACCAAAGUACCAUGUGUUUGGACACAUUCAUGAAAGUUAUGGGAUGACUUCUGAUGGGUUCACGACCUUUAUCAAUGCUUCAACCUGUACAAGGAGAUACAAACCCACCAAUUCACCUAUUGUGUUUGACCUUGACAUUCCAGAGGGACAUAGUAAAGAGGAACUUUUACACAUGGAGGAAAAAUCCUGAUAUUGGCUGAUUCUUAUGUAGAUUCAUUAAUUUAUUUCACAAUUAUAUACAUGUAUUUAUGAAAUACUUGCAUGCAUGUGAAUAUGCAUGUCCCUGUGACUUUGACCUUGAAAUUUGACCCACUUUUCAAAAAACUUGAACAACCUUGGUCAUGACUAUUGAAUGAAAAUAGAUAAAGGGAUUGAAGAUUUUUUUUAGUAGUAACGGAGAAAGGUCACAAUAACUGUAUCAUUUACAGUAUAACCCUGAUAUUUUUUUUUUAAUAAUUUGGAAAAGUUAAGAUUAUUUUUAUUUUAAAAAGUAUUACUAAUUUCAUUAGAAUGCAACUGGCAGGACUUUAUGCAAGAGUUGUAAAACAAUGACACCACAUCUGAUUAUACACCAUAUUAUAACCCAGAACAUUACUUAAUGCUGUUUUGCAUGGCUCAUAUUUAACUGAUAUGCCUACAGAAAGCCUUAUAUACAUAUACAAGCUUCUGAGGGGUUUUAGUUCCUAUGGUAAAAUAUAUUCUGUCAAGAAAAUGAUUGACUUUUAAUUAAACUUAAGUUGAAACAAGGGAAAAAGGGUCAUAGGAAGUUUUUUUUGUGAAUAAUUUUUUUCUGAAAUAUUGUCUGUGAUAUUAAUUUUAUACAGUGUUUAUACAUGUUUAUAUAUUAAUCCCUGUUCAUGACUCAUCAAUUUAUAAUAUUAUUUUUAUUCAAAGUCUAUUAAAAGAUA